AUGACGCGCGGCGGCUUACCCAAAACUGGAGAAAUGCACUCCAUUGAAACAAUGGAUGAAGAGCUCGAAAAUAUGCCUGUGUUUGUAUCCCCCAUCCCAAUCCAUCCCACGUCCACCCUCACCAGGAUUUCAACAGUAGGCGAGCGACUGGCCGUACCGGAUCCAGAGGCGCUACUUCCUGCGUGGAAGCGGCAAUUGCGACGUUCCAAGUCGAACGAAUCACGGAAACGAAUCCUACAUUUUCUCAUCCCUGGGUCCCACAGGAGUAUCGUUUCGGGACAAUUAGGAUCAAAUGAUGUUGGCGGCCAUUGGAUGACCCAGACAGCUGAAGGCCCUAAUAAAUUCAACCGUGCUGACGAUGCUGCAACUGCAGCAGCACUUGCAGCAGCUGUUGCCGCCAAUUCCCCGCCGCGAAUGAGCGAUGCAACCCACGCGUUUCUUCAUACGCUGGCUGGGGCAGCAGGGGCCGUUGUAGCUAUGGCAGUAGUUUACCCGCUGGACUCGCUCCGCACCAUCCAAUCCGUACAAGGUGGAUCCGCCUGGGAGGUUGUAAAGCUUCACCUGCGCCAUGUCUGGGUAGCCAACACCCGCCUUAAGGUUGACUUCUCUGCAAAGGCCAAAGAACAGGGAUGGCGCACCGCCUCCCGAGCGUCGUCUUCGAAUUCCCUCAGCAGCGAGCAUGGCAGCACAGGUUCCCUCGUUUCGGAUAGGACGCUGCGAGUCCGCGUAACACCGGCUGAAUCGUUCGUAAUGGGGUUAACAGCAAAGCUGGCGGCAACUCUUGUGACUUAUCCAUAUCUUGUGGUCAAGACCCGAGCACAAAGCAAAGUAUACAACCUAGUGUGCGAAGCCUGA
Messenger RNA from Eimeria acervulina, 855 nucleotides. RefSeq names its product peroxisomal membrane protein, putative. The record is from RefSeq and is a predicted model, not a curated record. Gene Ontology annotation, molecular function: AMP transmembrane transporter activity; FMN transmembrane transporter activity; ATP transmembrane transporter activity. The transcript has 5 exons. Bases 1 to 855 code for a protein of 284 amino acids. Gene Ontology annotation, cellular component: peroxisomal membrane. NCBI's taxonomy places the organism in Eukaryota, Apicomplexa, Conoidasida, Eucoccidiorida, Eimeriidae.